Molecule: messenger RNA, 431 nt
Organism: Suncus etruscus (white-toothed pygmy shrew)
Lineage: Eukaryota; Metazoa; Chordata; Mammalia; Eulipotyphla; Soricidae
Product: cytochrome c oxidase subunit 7A1, mitochondrial
Exons: 4
Coding region: 57-302 (81 amino acids)
Biological process (GO): mitochondrial respirasome assembly; mitochondrial electron transport, cytochrome c to oxygen; regulation of oxidative phosphorylation
Source: RefSeq, a predicted model, not a curated record
UCAUUGUCUGCCCUUGGGCGGAGAGGGGAGGUGAUCGGGCCGGAGGAGGACGCACAAUGAGGGCCUUGCGGAUCUCCCAGGCACUGGUUCGAGGCUUCAGCAACAGCGCCCGGAACCGCUUUGAGAACCGAGUGGCAGAGAAACAGAAACUCUUCCAGGAGGACAAUGACAUCCCCGUGCACUUGAAAGGCGGUGGAAUGGACAAUCUCCUGUACAGACUGACUAUGCUGCUUUGCACAGGGGGUACCAUCUACACCUUGUACUUCCUUGGCUGGGCCUCCUUCCCCCACAAGAAGAGCUAGGAACCUGCAGGAGCAGAGGACAAGUAUGAACCCAUGCUGGAGUAUGGGCUGGGCACUGCAAGGAUUCUGAAGCUCUGGGUUCCACCUCCAGCACCCCCAAAAUAAAUAAAUGUGCUGGCCCCUCAGGAA